AUGAAGCGAAAAGAGUUGUUGUCUGUCUGUGAAAACCUUAUCAAGUCGUUUGACCCCGCUCUAACCACAGUUGAUGAUCAUGCCACCGAAAAGCUUCAAAAUUUGUCCUCACCAAGCGAUCAUGAGUUUCUUCAGCAGGUUCUCUACGGCUCAUAUCGUUAUCGAGAAAUCCUUCGCCCGAUGUUAGCGAUCUUUCUUGACACCCAUUCGAGUCAAGUGAGUCGAGCGGACUACACGAAAUUCCUUAUUAUAGGAUAUUUAGCUCUGUUUCGUCUAGAGGAGCUUGGUGCCACUGCAUUCGCAAAGUUGGUACUAGCACUUCAACCAGCAAGUAUGCACACAUUCCUUUCGUAUUUAUUUGAUCCUAAUGAGCUUCGUGGUACGUUGCAAACUCAAUGGACUCGUGUUCUUGAUGCUGACUUUAUUGAGACACAUAUCAUCGACAAGAUGCUGAGUUUCCGACCAACGAUUGACAAGUUAUUAAGUCAACUUCACGCCAAAGCAUUUGGCGGAGCUUCUUCUACUGGGAGUAGCAAGUCAAGCGCCAGUUCUUUUAUCUGUAAAUCUUCAAGAAAGCAACUGACGGUGCCGGUGGCACCCAACAUUACUCAGCCAAAGCCUCGAAAAGGACCGGAACCAAUUCAAAUUUCUCAGGAGGUCAAGGCAAAUCCAAUGCCUGCGUUUCUCAACAGUCUUUCACUGGCAGAGCUACAAGCUCAACAAGAGGCUCGAAAGAUGCGAAUUAAAGCUGAUGUCGCGAGCAAGUACAAUUCAUUCGACGAAUUUCAGCUUGCGACUGCUACUCGAGGUAGUAAUCUUGAAGCAGUGCGGGCGGAAGUCGAACGCGAACGUGAAGCAGCUUUGCGGUUCGAUUUCAAAGCCAAACCUGUUCCACAUGCAAAUACAUCAAGCAAUCCUAUCGAAGUGAAGCUUACAGCGGCUGCUAUCCUACGCGAAGAUGCCGUACAUCAACGCAAGAAAGAGCGUGAAGUUGCUUUGAUUCGGGCGUACGAGUCGGAACUACGUGAUCCGCUCGAAUUUUAUCGCUGGCAAGCAAACAUGCAGCAGCAGGACGAAUCAAAUUGGCGUCAGGAAGUGGAGACGCGGCGUUUAGAGAUGGUUCAGGCCCAAUAUGAUGCGAUCGAAGCUGCGCGCCAAGCUAAAGCCGACAAUCGUGAAGUAGCACGAAGCAUGAAACAAGAUGCAAAACAACGAGCUGCCGAGCGGGACAAGGAGGAGCUUGAGCUGAUUGAAAAGUAUCAACAUUUGACAGAAGAAGCGAAAAGAAUACGGGAGACCGCCCCUCGAGAAGCCGAGGCUCAAGUUCGGGGCGAAAAUGCACGACAACGCGAUGCACUGCAGGAAUUUCUAACAGGUGAACGCGAACGCAAAGCAGAAGAAGAUGCCAAAGAGCGAGCUGCCCGUGAAGACUUAAUUCGACAAAUUCGAGCUCUUGAUCGUGUACAUCGCGAGCAUGUAGCAAUGUUUGACCCUACUGUGACCGCUCAGUUGGGACUUCUGCAAGAAAUGUCCUUGGUAGAACUUCGGGAACGUCUUCGAUUACGUCGUGAUGAGCAAAAACGGUGGGAAGACACUCGACGUGAAGCAAUCCUUGCGGACAAACAGGAAAAAGAGGCUGAUUUGCUUGAAAAGGCCACCAACGCUGCGCGUCGACGUCGAGCUACUGCAAGUGCGAAUGCUGCAGCCCGUAGCAAAAAAAAAGCACAAGCUGUAGCACGGGAGAUGGAAGAACAAGCUCUUCGUCGAAAAAACACUCUUGAGCUUGCAGAGAAAUUGAAGCGUCAGCGUGAAGAGCGUGCUCUGCAGACGGAAAAACUUCGUUUGGAAUGUGAGGAAUUAGCUGCACGUCAACGAUUUCUUGGUGCAGCAAAAUAUAUGCUCGAAGAAAAGCAUUUUUAUCAGCUGGAGUGUGGAUUCGAACGGCAGGCAAAAAAGCGGCAAGAAAAACAUCAGAUGGAGUUUGCUACUGUGGAGAUAGUCCGCGAUAAAGAGUACAGUAUGAGAAAAGAGUUUCGAGAGCGCUUGAGACGUGCUAGACGAGACGAAGACAAGGCAAGGACGAGCGUAUACUUACGAGAUAAGGAGGAUGCACGACGGCGCGACCAACACGAAGAUGAAACUCUGCGAGCUCUUGUAUGUCAUGAACACCAACGCGUUGCACAGGCUCGUGGCACUUUGCAAAAACGCAAUAUAUACGCAACAAGUCAUUCUACACGCUUUUCAAAGGCCAAAAUUCAGCCUGAAGUUCCAGAAAAAAAAGUUAGCAGGAACCAAGAGCUAGAACGACAACAAUUAACGACGUAG
Plasmopara halstedii is the source of this 2325-nucleotide messenger RNA. RefSeq lists its product as uncharacterized. Bases 1 to 2325 code for a protein of 774 amino acids. The record is from RefSeq and is a predicted model, not a curated record. NCBI's taxonomy places the organism in Eukaryota, Oomycota, Peronosporomycetes, Peronosporales, Peronosporaceae. The transcript has a single exon.